GAAUAUUUUAGUGAUAAAGCUAAAGGAACAAUAUAGUGCUAGUCACAGAGGGCGUUGGGGUGUUGUUGACAUCCCCAGUCCAGCAGCGUCGACUCUCCUCCCAAGGCUAACAGAGAAGCGCUUAACGCAAUCUGACUUACACCUCACUGGCAUGAUGAGUGGGGAUGAAGUGAUGAAGGACAUGAAGGAGCGAGCUAAGCUGCGUCGUCAACUCCUGGCCCAGCAGCUGGGAGUAGUGAGUGCAGACAAGUUGGGUCAGGCUCUAGGUAACACUGGGAAGCUCCAAGAUGACCAAGAACGUAUUAGGAGACUCAGAAGGUCUCGACAGCAAGAGGAACUUGAGGGAGAAGAAGCAGCUAAUAUGGUGUAUACAGAUUCAUCGACAUUCCUUAAGGGCACGCAGUCAGCCAACCCUCAUAAUGACUACUGUCAGCACUUUGUCGAUACCGGUCAGCGCCCACAGAAUUUCAUUAGAGAUGUUGGUCUGGCCGACAGAUUUGAAGAAUACCCAAAACUUCGAGAACUAAUCAAACUAAAGGAUGAUUUAAUAGCCUCAACUGCAACUCCUCCCAUGUACCUCCAAACUGACCUUCAGACUUUUGAUCUACGUGAACUACCAACCAAAUUUGAUGUAAUUCUGGUAGAGCCGCCAUUGGAAGAAUAUCAGCACACAGGUGUAAACAACGUGCAGUUCUGGGACUGGCAGAAGAUCAUGGACUUGGAUAUUGCCCAGGUUGCUGCUCCACGUAGCUUUAUUUUCUUGUGGUGUGGAUCUUCAGAAGGCUUGGAUCUCGGCCGUCAGUGUCUCCGCAAGUGGGGUUUUCGACGCUGUGAAGAUAUCUGUUGGAUACGUACCAACAUCAACAAUCCUGGACAUUUGAAGAAUCUUGAACCAAAAGCUGUAUUUCAGCGAACAAAGGAACAUUGUCUAAUGGGAAUUAAAGGAACAGUUCGGCGGUCAUCUGAUGGAGAUUUCAUCCAUGCAAAUGUUGACAUUGAUCUCAUCAUAUCAGAAGAAGCUGAAUAUGGAUCACUUGAGAAGCCAGUGGAGAUAUUUCAUAUCAUCGAACAUUUCUGCCUCGGUCGUCGCAGGUUGCACGUAUUUGGCCGUGACAGUACCAUUCGUCCUGGCUGGUUGACCCUAGGACCAGGUCUCACCAGCAGCAACUUUGAUCCUGACGUGUAUGCUGGUUACUUUACGAAUGGCCAGAUCACAACGGGUUGCACCGAGCGUAUUGAGGCCUUGCGGCCAAAGUCUCCACCUCCAAAAGUAAAGGGAGGCCCAGGUGGAAGAGGUCGAGGUGGAAUGUCAUCACGUGGAAGCUUCACCCGUGGGCGAGGACGAGCAAGAUAACCAAUUCUCCCCUGUGGUUUGAGUGUUCUCCUGCCACUUCUCUUGAGGAUGCUACAAAGUGCAUCCAUAAUGCCUUUGAUACUAUAAAUAACUAUUUUUAUUAUUGUAUGUUAGAAAUUCCAUAGAGGUUAUAAUGAUAUACGUUAAGGUGAUUUGGCUAAUUUUAUUAUGCUUAUAUGACAUUUUUAUAUCAAAUUCUGUAAAGGAGCUCUGAGGCUCUUGUUGUUAUGACUUAACUUAAAUUUAUGAAACAGGACCUCUCUGACUAUUGACAUUUUCAUGAUUUUUCACUUUUGCAAGGCCAUUCCUGUCAGGGUUGGAAUCAAGAUUAACGUAGGCUACUUCAUUAGCUGUCAGUUGUUCGUGGUUGCUGCCUUACCAGAUGUGUUCUGCUGUGGUUUCUUUCUUUUAUAACAGGGCCCUAUGGUUUACUUGUGUUGCUUCUCACAUUGCAACAACACAAAAGUUACUAUUGAUUUUUCUAUUAUUUUGACAGUUUCAGAAGUCGCCACCUGGAGUUAACCUAGAUGAAAACAGUGUGCCCUAUGAACAAGAGCUAUUGUUAGUUAUUCCAGACUACCUCUUUAACAGUUUCAUUCACCAAAUUACAGAUGUAAAGUUAGUAAAUAAAUUAUUAAGUGCUGG
Molecule: messenger RNA, 1999 nt
Organism: Homarus americanus (American lobster)
Lineage: Eukaryota; Metazoa; Arthropoda; Malacostraca; Decapoda; Nephropidae
Gene: Mettl14
Product: N6-adenosine-methyltransferase non-catalytic subunit-like
Exons: 8
Coding region: 152-1354 (400 amino acids)
Cellular component (GO): nucleus; RNA N6-methyladenosine methyltransferase complex
Molecular function (GO): mRNA binding
Source: RefSeq, a predicted model, not a curated record